UCUCAGCGUAGAAGAAGAAUGUCAUCCUGCUGUAACUGACUGUCCUGCUUGUUCUCUCUUCUGUUUUUAUCUCCUCGGGUUUUUAUCUUUGUGCGUCUGCUCCGCAGUUACAAACACAUCGAUCAAAAGGCUUCCUCGGUUCACUAUUGGGAAAUCCUAAAUUUUAAAAGAAUAAUAAAUCAUGUUUCGAAGAAGACUGCCUUUCACACAGUUAGCCUUUGCCACAAUGCUCGGAGUUGCCGGUGGAAUUUACAUCUACAGACCUUAUUUCGAGACUGUGCCAAAGACAUCAGGAGAGCAGAUCCAGGACAAGCCAAAGAAAGAGAAUGAACUGGACUGAAGGAGUUUGAGAAGGCAGGAGGCUGCUGGACUGGAGGCCAAACAAAAAGACAAGAUCACCAUGGAUGAAGUCAUACUGAUUCCUGCUGUUUGUGAUUAUAAAUGUACAGAAUAAAUAUUUAAUAAUUUCAUGUUCUCA
Messenger RNA from Neolamprologus brichardi, 478 nucleotides. RefSeq names its product PIGB opposite strand 1 (gene pigbos1). The record is from RefSeq and is a predicted model, not a curated record. NCBI's taxonomy places the organism in Eukaryota, Metazoa, Chordata, Actinopteri, Cichliformes, Cichlidae.